UGUGAUUUGUUUUGUAUUUUUUUCUUGUCUUUUAUUUUUGUUUCAAUCUUUUCUAAUUGUUACCAUUUAAAUUAACUAAUUGGACAUUUGUGUUUACUCUUCUAUUUGUGUGGUGUUAAUGUAACUAUGGGACUAGAACAGAAUAAAAAGAAAGUAAGAAAAAGGACAAUUAAGUUAAUCAACUCAACGACAAUUUUAGUUGAUUAAAAAGAGAAGGAGACAAAAGGUAAUGAAUUGAAUUUAAAUUGAAUAUCUAUGGAUCGACAAAUAUUCUGAUCAACAUGAUUUAGUUCUCAAUCAAUUGGAUUAAUUUUGAUCUCCUCAUCAUCCACUCCUCCUUUGGAUACUGUUAUACUUAUCAUUACUGUUACAAAUACUAUUCAUUUACCAAAAACAUUCACAGGCAACAAUUUAUGUGAACAUCAGGUCACCUUUGAUCAUCAUCAACAUAAUGUUGAAUAUCAGUUAACUAAUUACCAGCUUACAAAAUAACAUGUUAAUUUAAUGAUAACCUUAGUGUUUAAAUCAAAAACCAUCAUCAUCAAUUUUCUUGUACAAUCUAUUUUUUCGUAUUUUAUCAACAUUGGAAUAACUUAAUGAUUGAAAGUGUUUACAAAAUUGUGGUGAUUGUUUCCAUAUUAAGGAUUAAUUCCUCUUAAUCAAUAAUAAUCACAAGCAAUUAUCCAACUGGAUUUACCAAUCAUCGACAAUGAUGUUAAGGAUUUUCAGGAAGAGAUCUAAAUUUCUCUAUGUAUCUUGGUUAAUGGGAUUGAUUUUUCUAAGUGGAUCAUUUUAUUAUUUAUUUUUAUUCCAUGAUGUCCAAGAAAAGGAUCGAUUACAAUCUAAUUAUCGCCUUACCAAUGAGAUACAAGUUCGACUACAUGAAUUGGAAGGUGGCCUCAAAGAGAAUCGUAUUCUUUUGGACGAUAUUCGUUCUAAUAUUGAACAAGUUUCCAAAUCGCUUCAUAUGAAAUUUUAUCGAAAUCCAGAUCAAAAAAUGCUUCUACCAUUUAAAUAUUGUGAAAAAGAAUCAGAAGAGGAAAGUAAUUACAAGAGCAAUUUAAAUUUAACCAUGGAAAAAUUGUAUCAAUCAAAUGACUUUGAAAAUACUAAUGGUGGUGUUUGGAAACAGGGUUGGGAUAUUAAGAUAAAUUCAUCUCGUUGGAGUGAUGAAAAUAAAUUGAAAAUUUUCGUGGUGCCACAUUCACACUGUGAUCCUGGUUGGUUAAAAACCUUUGAUCAAUACCUUCGAGAUCAUACCCGCCAUAUAUUGAACAAUAUAUUACGUAAAUUGGUUGACAAUCCAAAUCUUUCCUUCAUCUGGGCUGAGACAAGUUUCUUUGCCGCUUGGUGGGACACCCUUAAAAGUGAAGAUAGUAAGGAAGCAAUUAAAACUCUCCUGGACAAUGGUCAAUUGGAAAUCGUCACCGGUGGUUGGGUUAUGAAUGAUGAAGCCAAUACACAUUAUUUUGCAAUGAUAUCGCAAAUGGUUGAUGGUCAUGAAUGGUUGAGAAACGUUUUAAAUUAUAAACCUCGAUAUGGUUGGGCUAUUGAUCCUUUUGGACUUUCUCCUACUAUGGCUUUUUUAUUAAAGAAAAUGGGUCUUAAGGGAAUGGUCAUUCAACGAGUCCACUAUUCGGUGAAAAAAUAUCUUGCUCAGCAAAAUUUACUCGAAUUUAAAUGGAGACAAUUCUGGGAAGCGAAUAAACCUCCUAAAGAUGAUAUCUUUUGCCAUAUUGAACCUUUCUAUUCUUACGAUGUUCCUCAUACUUGUGGACCUGAUCCUAAGGUUUGCUGUCAAUUCGACUUCAAAAGGUUACCACCAAGUCGAUUAAAUUGUCCAUGGAAGGUUCCUCCUCAACGAAUAACCGAUCAAAAUGUUGCCACUCGAGCGACACUUUUAGCUGAACAAUAUCGAAAAAAGGCAACUUUGUACAGAAAAAAUUCUUUACUAGUUCCACUGGGGGAUGAUUUUCGUUUUGACAAAUUAAUUGAAUGGGACAAUCAAAUGAACAAUUAUCAAAAGUUAUUCGAUUACAUGAACUCACGAAAGGAUUGGAAUAUUGAAAUUAAGUGGGGAACUCUUUCUGAUUAUUUUGAAUCUUUCGACCUCAAUGAUAUGCCCGCUUUGAGUGGUGACUUUUUUACCUACGCUGAUCGUGAUGACAACUAUUGGAGUGGUUAUUAUACAACUCGACCCUAUUUUAAACGUUUAGAUCGUAUCCUAGAAAGUUACGUUCGAGCAGCUGAGAUAAUAUUUUCAAUUGGUUCAAUUAUAUCGGAAAUUGAUUCGACUGUUAAGUUAAGAUUAUCAAAUGCCUUAAAUGUUGCACGAACCAAUUUAGCUAUUUUCCAACAUCAUGAUGGUAUAACAGGUACAGCAAAAGAUCCUGUUGUCAAUGAUUAUGGUUUUAGGAUGAUAACCUCUCUUCAAAAUUGCCAAGACAUAAUUAGCACCAUGAGCUUUUAUCUUUUACAUCUUUCUUCAAAUGAUCAAAAUUCUGUGCCAUUAACAAUGAUUGAUCUCUUUCCAAAUCAUAAUUUAUUAUUACCCAUAAAAGAUGUGAUACAAUUAACCAAACAAUCAACUCGAAGACAUGUUGUUGUUUACAAUUCCCUUGGUAUGGAAAGACAAGAGUUAAUUUGUCUCUUUGUACCUAAAAAUGUGACUAAUUGGAUAAUUCGUGAUCACAAUGGUAAAAUGGUCGAAGAGGUUCAAGUCAAUUUAGCCUGGGACUAUAAAACUAUUCGAGAUGAUGUAGUUGAAGCUUGUUUCAUUGCCGAAUUAGGUCCAGUUUCUCUGAACCAAUAUACUGUUGAAAUUAAUCCAUUAGACACCAACUCUAGUUAUCAAAUGAGUUCAUCUUAUUUAUUCAAUUUUCCUGGUGAAUCGACAUCUAAAUCACCUCCAGCCGCCAUGGAAUUAGAAAUGGAAGGGAUCAAAUUGAUCUUUAACGGAGCUGAUGGUAUGCUACGUAAAGUGAUCUUACAUCAAGGUGACUUUUUUAAAACGAUUGACCUUAGAUUAAAAUUUAUGACCUACGGUACUCGACCUGGUGGGAAAAAGGUUGAAAAAAGUGGUGCUUACCUUUUCCUACCUGACUCAGCUGAAGCUCAAGACAUGGCUUAUUCAAAACCUUCCAUACGUAUAACUGAUGGUCCUUUGGUCAGUCGGAUGGAGAUUAUAAUUGACAAUUCAUUAAAAUUACAACAUACAAUCACCUUAACCAGAGGAAAACCUUAUUUUGAGAUUGAAAAUGAAUUUCAUAUGGUCAAGGCAGGAGGUUCUUUUGACAAUAAGGAGCUUUUAUUAAGAUUUUUUUCUGACAUUCAAAGUGAUAAUACAUUUUACACUGAUUUAAAUGGUUUCCAGAUGGUUAAACGUAAAUGGUUUGAAAAACUUCCCGUUCAAGGAAAUGUUUAUCCAAUGGCUAGUCUAAUGUACAUAGAAGAUUCUUGGACUCGAUUGAAUGUCCUUUCUGCUCAACCCUUAGUGACCAGUCAACAUGCAGGUUUAAUUGAUGUCUUUCUGGAUCGUCGGUUGGUUCAAGAUGAUAAUCGAGGUGUUGGUCAAGGUAUAACUGACCAUCGACGGACUCGUGAACGUUUUAGAGUUUCAAUUGAAAAUCGUGGUCUCAAUCCCCUUAAGCCAACGUCUCAUGUCCAUCAAGAGUUGACCAAAUUACUCAAUGAACCUUUUCUUAUGCAAAGUGGAUCUUCCAGUAAUCAAGGAUCGUUACAAUUUAUGUCAUCACCUUUACCCUGUGAUGUUCAUCUUCUCAAUUUCCGAAGUGAUUUAAACACUCAAAAUGACUUUUAUCUUUUUCUCCAUCGUUUUGGUUCUACCUGUGAAUCUACCUGUCCAUCAUCUCAUCCAUUUACUUUGCUCCCUCAUCUUUCAAGGAAUAUUUUUAAUUCAAUUCAACCAACAAUGUCCACAAUGAGUCUCUCAUUAAAUCAAGUAUUACAAUCAAAUUUAAACAUUUCCAGUUAUCCAAUACAAUUGGAACAAAUGGAUUUUGCUGUUUUAUCACUUAAAUUAAAAUAAUUGAUCACAAAUCCACAAUCAAUUGUUGUCUGGCACAAAUGAUGGAAAACUAAAUCAUCGUCAAUGGAAAACAAGGUUAAGAUAUUAUGAUGAUAAUUAUCAUAAUAAUUAGCUAAUUAUUACAAUAAAUAGUAGAAAUUUAUACAAGUCUGUGAUAUAUUAAAAAAACGUUAACUCAUUUUUUGUUUUAAUAAAAUCAUUUUAAAUUAUA
This is a messenger RNA of Panonychus citri (citrus red mite), 4259 nucleotides long. RefSeq names its product alpha-mannosidase 2-like. Gene Ontology annotation, molecular function: carbohydrate binding; alpha-mannosidase activity. The record is from RefSeq and is a predicted model, not a curated record. Lineage: Eukaryota; Metazoa; Arthropoda; Arachnida; Trombidiformes; Tetranychidae. Gene Ontology annotation, cellular component: Golgi membrane. Gene Ontology annotation, biological process: N-glycan processing; mannose metabolic process; protein deglycosylation.